AUGACCGGUCGAGGCAAAGGUGGUAAGGGGCUGGGAAAGGGGCAAUCCACCAAGCCCGCAAUCCGUCGUCUCUGGCUCGCCGCGCGGUGUCAAGCGUAUCUCGGUGGCCUCAUCUACGAGGAGACCCGCGGAGUGCUCAAGGUGUUUCUGGAGAACGUGAUCCGUGACGCGGUCACACAAACACGCGAGCACGCCAAGAGGAAGACGGUCACCGCCAUGGACGUCGUGUACGCGCUCAACGCCAGGGCCUUUGCACACUGUACGGUUUCGGAGGUUAAGCAGAGCCGAUGCUGCCGCCUGUUCCGCGCUAGGGCACACAUCGCCCCACGUGGGAGUCAAAGGCCUUUUUAA
Messenger RNA from Homalodisca vitripennis (glassy-winged sharpshooter), 351 nucleotides. RefSeq names its product histone H4-like. The transcript has 2 exons. The record is from RefSeq and is a predicted model, not a curated record. Lineage: Eukaryota; Metazoa; Arthropoda; Insecta; Hemiptera; Cicadellidae. Gene Ontology annotation, molecular function: DNA binding; structural constituent of chromatin; protein heterodimerization activity. Gene Ontology annotation, biological process: nucleosome assembly. The coding region runs from base 1 to 351 and encodes 116 amino acids.